AUGGUAGGGCCAAGUCCAGAAGAACCUAUCUGGACUCGUGAUGAACAGCCAAAUCAGAAGGAGAAGAAGAGUAGCAAUAGUAGUAAUAACGGUAAUGAUAAUGGUAAUGAUGAUUGUAGUGGUAAUGGUAAUCUUAAUGCUAAUGGCAAUGAUAGCGGUAAUGGUAUUGGUACUGGUAAUACUAAUUUUAAUGGUAACGGUUAUUUUAAUGGCAAUGGUAAUCGUAAUGCUAAUACAAUGAUAAUGGUAAUGGUAAUGACAAUAGUAGUGAUACUGGUAAAGGUAUAUAAUGGUAAUGGAAAUGGAAAUGCUAACGGUUAUGAUUAUGGUUAUGGUUAUGAUUAUGGUUAUGGUUAUGAUUAUGGUUGUGGUUAUGGAUAUGGUUAUGGUUCUGAUUACGGUUACGGUUCCGAUUAUGGUUAUAAUUAUGGUUGUGGUUAUAGUUAUGGUCAUGGCUAUGGUUACGGUUCCGGUCGUGGUUACGGUUAUGGUUAUGGUUAG
This is a messenger RNA of Rhagoletis pomonella (apple maggot), 501 nucleotides long. Its product is annotated as keratin-associated protein 21-1-like. The transcript has 3 exons. The record is from RefSeq and is a predicted model, not a curated record. NCBI's taxonomy places the organism in Eukaryota, Metazoa, Arthropoda, Insecta, Diptera, Tephritidae. Bases 1 to 501 code for a protein of 166 amino acids.